UGCUUUACCUAUCCUUGGUAUCCCGGAUGUUGCAAUCGGAAUUUUCUCGACUCAAAUCUCUUCCGGUCAGAUUUUCUGUCAAUUCGAAUUUGACCAGGGGGGAGGGGUUGAAUUUCACUGUUUGAAUUUGAGCUAGACUAUCCGAAUUUCCGAACCCAUUUUAGCAAUUUUUUUACAGAGGUAAUUUAAAAACCAAGUGACGACAUUGUGCAUUUCACUUUAAACAUCUCCAAAAUAGAUUACUCCCAAACACCAGGGGGCGAUGUCGAUUUUCGAAUAUAAUUUGACACUGUCAAGGGAAGGGAAAACAGGGAGCCAAAACCGCUAAUAUCAACAAUCCUCUCAAAGGCUGCAGACCUGACGUUUACUACAAAUAACAGUUUGAUAAAGAUACUUUUUAAAAGAGACGUUGUUGUAUUCACGUGGGGCUGAAAGUCUCGAAUUUCAAAGGGAGAAGAGGAAUACUAGAAGGGAACGAUGUCGGGGACGGGAGAAUUCCAGGCACAGAUAGCCUCAAUCAUGGAGGUACUGGCUAAUGCAGCCGUAGCCGAAAUUUGCAAAGUUGUAGACGAUGGCUACGCUGUCGUUCACCUGGAGAUGUCUCAGAGUCACAAAGAGAACGAAUUCCUUCGCAGAAAAAUUAAACUAUUAGAGCUACAAAUUGCCAGGUUUCGAACGGAGAGAAUUAAGUUUUCAGAGGGGUCUGUCAGCAAUCGCUUUGGGGUUCGCCUGCUCAACAGACCUGGCCGGGAUACACAGGCAUCAGGACCAUCUCUUCAGGGCAGAGAGAGAUCUGUGAGCAGGAACAGUGCAGGAAGAGACAGGAGUCCUGUUCAUCUGAACCACGAUCCAGCCUCAAACUGUGAUGUUGAGGCAAAGAAUGAGACAGCAGGCCCGAAGCAGGAGGAGGAACUGGACCUGCUUAUCGUGAAGGUGGAGGGGGCGACGGGAGUGGACGACCCUGCCUCAAGCAGGGACUCAGAGCGGCCACCGGGGGGCGACAGAGGGCUCAGUCCUCCUUCCUCAGCCAGGCAGUGGGACAGCGCUGCCGGACGCAACCUAACGGAGGGCCUGGCGAGCGAUGCAGGCGAGGAGCAGAGACCAGAGGACGGGGGAGAUGAUGGCGUUCACCUUCACGCAGAGGUCAAAUCUGAGGUCAAAUCUGAGGUCAUCGUGAUCGAUGCACUUCCUGUCGGAGGGGAUGACACCCCCUCGUCUCUGUGGAGCCCCGGAGACUCGGGCCAGAACACGGUGCAUCAUGGGAGUCAGAGCGGAGCCUAUCACGACCGGUCGUACGGCUACGACCCUCGCUUCAAGAACACCGCCGCCCCGGUCGCCAUGCCAACGGGGGAACAGCGCCCCGCGUGGGCGGGGCUUCAGGAGAACCCCACCGGCCUGUUUCCCCUCUCGGGCCACGCCCCCAACCCCUCUGCCCCCCCGGGGCCAGACCCCCGCCCCUACAAGUGUGCCUUCUGCCUGCGCCAGUACCCCCACCAGUGCCAGCUGCGCAUCCACGAGCGCGUGCACACCGGGGAGAAACCCUACCAGUGCUCCCAGUGUGGGAAGCAGUUCGGCCAGUUCUGCAGCCUGAAGAGGCACCAGCGCGUCCACACAGGGGAGAAGCCCUACCAGUGCUCCCAGUGCGGCAAGCAGUUCUCCCACUCCAACAACCUGAAGGUGCACCAGAGCGUCCACACCGGGGAGAAACGCUUCCACUGCAGCCAGUGUGGGAAGAACUUCUCGUUCCUCAGCAACUUGAUCAGGCACCAGGCGGUGCACGCCGCCGGGAAGUGACGAGGCCCGGGGGGGAGACGCAGCGACGCGGUCGUCAUGACGAUGAAACUCAGGCCCGACGGAGAUCCGGUUCUAAGGGAAGUGAGGUUAUUGUGGCCUUCAAUGGACGCUGGUUAUCUUAACCCUUGUGCUGCCUUCGGGUCACAUGACCCAAAGGUUCAUAACGAACCAUUGUUGUGUUUACCCAGUUUUACCCAAUACAAAAACAAAUAAAAAUAAUUUUCUUUUAACCUUUGCAAUGUGGGGGGUCUGAGACAGCCCGACGGUUAAAAGAAAAUGCUUCACUUUGUUUUUGUAUGCGGUAAAGUUGUCACAAUACGACGGUGGGUCACAAUGACCCGAAGAUAACACAAGGGUUAACAGACUUGUUGGUUACUGAAGUUCCCUUUCCUCAUUGGACUGGUCCAGUUUUAUACGUGUUAGUGAGUGUUAGUUUUACUCCUGAUUGUACUAUAUGGUGAAAGCAACCAUGUAUUUCCAAGUGAAUAAUAUACUUGCAAUUUACUGUGUAUAUAUGAAGUGACGAUGCACUAAGUGAGUUGAAUUGUGUCCGUCCAUCGAUGAAUAUGCAGUGUACUGUGAUCAUGUUUGACAGUUAAACUGUUUUAAAACAUAAGGUCAUUUUGACUGUGAUGGUUUAUGUUGGAGUGUUUAUCCUGUGUCUCUAUUAAGCAUGUCCCAAUCAGCACAUCAGUAAUCAACCAAACAAGCACAGUUCGACAUCACAACCACGUCAGAAAAUCCAUUUUAACAUGAGUUUUAAUUCUGAUA
Molecule: messenger RNA, 2565 nt
Organism: Osmerus eperlanus (European smelt)
Lineage: Eukaryota; Metazoa; Chordata; Actinopteri; Osmeriformes; Osmeridae
Product: zinc finger protein 235-like
Exons: 4
Coding region: 478-1794 (438 amino acids)
Biological process (GO): regulation of transcription by RNA polymerase II
Molecular function (GO): RNA polymerase II cis-regulatory region sequence-specific DNA binding; DNA-binding transcription factor activity, RNA polymerase II-specific
Source: RefSeq, a predicted model, not a curated record